UUGUUGAUUGGGCGUCUUCAUCUACAUCGGUGAAGUUCAGUGUUUUGUAUUCCUCUAAAUCCAGCGGACUAUUCUUAUUGGUAGGUGAAAACGUUACAUCACAAUGAUUAUGACGCGCCGUCUUCCUGUUUCCUUCAGUUGAGUCUUAAAGUGAAUCUUGUUGGUGUGAGUGCGCUCCAGCCUCGUACUGUUGGUGUUCGCUGAGACGUACAAUUUCCAUCUAGAGAGAGGAGCGGCGCACAAGAGCUCUCUUUCUCAAACACUCUCUCCUCGCUCUCGCUUCUCCUGAGAAAAUACAAUACUCAUCUCGGGGCGAACAGCCCUCUCUGCUCUCUGCUGCACUAUUGCAAAGAAGCUCAAUUCGCUGUUAUCUCCAGAACUUACAGGGUUCCCAAGCUGUGUCCAGUUGACAGGCUUUUAAAGAUGGCACAGUAACAGUCCAGUGAUGCCUGACCAUGACAGCACAGCCCUCUUAAGCAGACAAACCAAGAGAAGAAGAGUUGACAUUGGAGUGAAAAGGACUGUAACAGCAGCAUCUGUGGCUUUCGCUCGAUCAAAAGCAAGCAUUUUCAGUGCCAUGAAUCCCCACGGAUCUGAACAGGAUGUUGAGUGUUCUGUGGUACAACACGCAGACAGCGAGAAGUCCAAUGUGCUUCGCAAGUUACUGAAAAGGGCAAACUCCUAUGAAGAUGCCAUGAUGCCCUUUCCUGGGGCCACCAUCAUCUCACAGCUGCUGAAAAGUAAUCUAACCAAAAAUGGAGUCAGUGAGCCCACCUUCCAGAGCAGUGGCCUGUCCAGCACUGGCUCAGAGAUGCACCAGGAGGAUGCCUGCAGCACGUCGUCUCGGGGUAGCCCUCCGGAGUGCCUGUCUCCCUUCAGCAGGCCCUCCAUGGCACAAUUUGACAUUGAUCGGUUGACAGAUGAGCACCUGAGAGCAAAACGUGCCCGGGUGGAGAACAUCAUUCGUGGGAUGAGCCACUCUCCCAGUGUCACACUCCGCACAGGUGAAAAUGAGCGUGAGGGGGCAGCCCAGCCCCCAAGCCCUCGCGAGGGCUACAGAGAAAACAAGCGCAAGCAGAAACUGCCCCAGCAGCAGCAGCAGAGUUUUCAGCAGUUCGUCUCUGCUCGCAAAGAGCAGAAGCAAGAAGAGCGCCGGCAACUCAAACUGCAGCUGGAGGACAUGCAGAAACAACUCCGCCAGCUACAGGAGAAGUUUUAUCAGAUAUAUGACAGCACUGACUCUGAGAACGAUGAAGAUGGGAACCUCUCAGAGGACAGCCUGCAUUCUGAUGGAAUGGACAUUCGUGUCUCUGAUCCAGCUCCUGACCGCUCAGACAAUGAGAUGUCUGAUCUGGAUCCGGGACACUUCUUGGACCGAGCUCGAGCACUCAUUCGUGAGCAGACCGUGCUGACAGGGGGGGAGAAACCCAAGCGAGAUGGCUCCAGGGGAAAGGCUCAUGGACCAACGUCAAUGCAUGCAGAAGGAAAACAGCUAGCAGAGACACUGAAACAGGAGCUGAACACAGCCAUGUCCCAGGUAGUGGACACAGUGGUAAAAGUCUUUGCAAAACCUCCACGUCCUCUUCCACAGGUCUUCACCCCUGUGCAGACACCCUCAGACCGCUUCACAGUCAAUGGUGAGAACCCCAACUUCCACACCACUAACCCGCGUUUGCAAUGUUUUGGCGAUGUCAUCAUUCCUAAUCCUCUUGACUCUUUUGGCGCCAUGCAAGUGCCCAACUCAAAUGACCAAACAGAGGCCCUGCCACUGGUAGUAAGAAAGAACUCUGCAGACCAUACUGGCACUCUGCCCACGCCUGGGGGUCACCACGCUGCUCUGCACCCAUCACCGUUAUCCACAACUAUUGGCUUCAGCCCUCCCUCCUUCCGCCAUCCUUUCCCCCUUCCUCUCAUGGGGUACCCUUUCCAAAACCCUUUAGCUGCCCCAACUGGGCCUUAUUCAGGCAAGGACAGAUCUUCUCCUGAGUCCCUGGACCUCUCCAGAGAGACUACCAGCCUACGGACCAAGAUGUCCUCCAACCACCUCAGCACCCAUCGCUCCAUUUCCCCAACACACAACCCUGAAAGUCUUUCUCUAUCGCUCAUCAAGUCUGAAUGUGGUGACCUCCAAGAUAUGUCUGACAUCUCUCCAUAUUCAGGAAGUACAAUCCAAGAAGGGCUCUCUCCCAACCAUCUAAAGAAAGCCAAGCUGAUGUUCUUCUACACCCGCUACCCUAGCUCCAACAUGCUGAAGAUGUUUUUCUCCGAUGUGAAGUUCAACCGUUGCAUUACGUCUCAGCUGAUCAAGUGGUUUAGCAACUUCCGUGAGUUCUACUACAUCCAGAUGGAAAAGUUUGCCCGCCAGGCCAUCAACGAUGGUGUGACUGGAGCAGAGGAACUAAUGGUCAGUCGAGACUGUGAGCUGUAUCGCGCCCUCAACAUGCACUACAAUAAGGCCAACGAUUUUGAGCAGGUUCCGGAGCGAUUCCUGGAAGUGGCGCAGAUCACGUUACGGGAGUUUUUCAAUGCCAUUGUGGCAGGCAAAGAUGUUGAUCCUUCCUGGAAGAAGGCCAUAUACAAGGUCAUCUGCAAGCUGGACAGUGAGGUUCCAGAGAUUUUCAAAUCUCCUAACUGCCUGCAGGAGCUUCUGCACGAGUAGUAAUUGGUAUUGAAUACCAGUUUCUCAUCCUCUCUCUGCCUCAGAUCUGUAUGAAGAUUAAGGUAGCAUUUAUAUUUUCAAGCCCCAGCUACUGUUAAUGUUUUGUGCUUUUCUUUUAAGAAAAAAAGUCUCUUUUUUGACUGUUUAAUCUUUACUCAACCCCUUUUACUGCCUUUAAAUGGGCAUUAUUAUAUUUACCAUAAGAUGGUAACUAAUGGAACCGAUUCCACAGAUAUUUUCUUCUUCUUUGGUCAUUUUGUUGAGGACUUGUUUCAUGGCAGGAUGUUUGUAAUGUGUGAUUACAAUUUCUCAAUAAGACUUACAUUUUUAGUGUGUAUAGAUGUAAUUAUUAUUUAUGAUUAAUAUAAUUAUUACCAAUAAUGUUAUUAAUGCUUGAAAAAAAGACUCGUGGUAUUCUUGUUUCUCAUGGCAAUGCUACAUAAAAUAAAUUAUUCUUUGAACAAAAAUAUUAAGAGGGUAUACCUUUUCUAGUUACAUAUAUUUUGUCUGUUCAUUCUUCAGCUUUGGCUGGGGUCCAGUUUUCUUGUGUUUUGCGUCCACUUUGAUAAUGCUGGUUCUGGGGAGGGUACAGCCUCUCCUGUAACUAAGCAACAUGGCCAUUUCAUAGUGGGGCAAGGCAGUUUAGCACAAAAAAGAUGGACGCCUUCCCACUGAGAAACCAUUUUUGUUCAUAAAAAGAGUGAUGUCACAAUUGCUCAUGUGAACACACACGCAUGAACAUACUAUGCUCAUGCAUAGACUAUUACAGAAGUACAAACAUACAAAAAGUCAAACAGACUUUGAAACUCAAAAUAAGGGAAUCAUUGUUAAUUUACUUGUUCAUUUACAAUUACUUAAACAAUAUAGAUCUAAGAAGUUUAGGAGCAACCACAAAAAUGUAGGAUGGUUUUUAUUGAAAUAUUGUUAUUGUUUUUCAAUCAUUUUAUUUUAUUUCUUGCAUGUGUUUUAUAUGACUAAUAUUUACAAGAAUCAUAUUAUUUAUAUAUGUAAAGGAAUAGGAAAGGAGUUUGUGAUUUUAAAGUAAACCUAUGCUCCCCAAUGGUUAUAAGAGAUGAAAUGGAACUUUAAAACAAAAGCAUGUACACUGCUGCAUCAUCAAAGUAAGCUACAAAAGAAUGUAGAAUUUGUUGUAUAAAGUUUUUGUAGUGAUGACCAAGGAAAGUUACAGGAAUUUAUAGAAAUCUGGAGAGAGAGGUUCUAUAUUGUUUCAAGAUAAAAGGGCCUUAAUUUCUAGAUCAUAACUGGAAAGGCUUGAAAGGCAAAAUUCCAGACAUGAUUUCCCUGAAAUGCUUUGCUCUGGACUAAACCAGAAAAUGAACUAGAAUGUACGCGUUCAGAUACUGUCAUCACAAAGCCUUAAAAAGUCUGCUGACUUCUAGGUGGAUGAGUACAUAGGGCGAUGCACUGUUCCAGGCUUCGCUCCAGUUACAGCCACUGGACCACACAUACAAUGAGUGCAGCAAAGUGCCCAGCUUUUCACUAUGCACUGAAAAGAAAAAAGAUGCAAAAAAAUUAAAGCUGAAAACUACACAGCUUCUCUUUCAUGCCUUUGAUUAGACCAUGUUAACGUGAGUUCACGAUAGCUUGUACAGGUCUUUGAUAUGUUGAGGGCAAAGCAACAACUAAAAUAAAAAAAUCUAAUAUCAAACAAGUAUUUGACACCAAAAUACACAAACUCACAGAAAGAGAGAGAGAGAAAUCAAAAUUUUAGGAGGUAUGGUAUUUAUGGAAAUUGAAAGUCUAUUACAAGUUUAAUACAUUGUAAUAAUUUUGGCCCAAAUAUGUGAUGCCACCGUAGAUGCGAUACGUUUUUUCAGUUGUAUCAACUGACCUAGUAUGUAGUUUGAGCUACUCCAAUGAUUACAACUUUUAGGUUUCAUGUAGUAAGUAGCAGAAGCAUCACAGUACAGCGUAGAAUGACAUCCCAAAUACAACGUCACAACACAUUAACAGUAUGUUCUCAAUCAAAAAAGAGUCUCGCCUUCACAGACAAUUUGCACCCUGUGCCUAGACUGAUAACACCAGCAAAUGUUUUCUUAGUUGGAUGUCUUUUUGAAAUAUCAUAUUUAGAUAUAUGUUAACAGUGUGUAUUGAAAUAAACAUAAACCUUUGGCUUUUCCUUAAAACAUCUGAAUAAAUUCUUAUUCUUUAGGUUUAUUGUAUUUUCAUAUUACUCUAAAAUGAGCCUAAUUUAAUUAUUGUUCACUUGUGACAACAAAACGUGUAAGAGUCAUAUAAGAGUCUUUUACAGUACAUUUAAUGAAGUUGAUUUUUUUUGUACUAAAGCACUAUAAAGGAGCACUGUUCUAUAAAAGCACACAUUAGUGUG
Molecule: messenger RNA, 5009 nt
Organism: Electrophorus electricus (electric eel)
Lineage: Eukaryota; Metazoa; Chordata; Actinopteri; Gymnotiformes; Gymnotidae
Source: RefSeq, a predicted model, not a curated record